Penicillium taxi is the source of this 278-nucleotide messenger RNA. RefSeq lists its product as uncharacterized. Lineage: Eukaryota; Fungi; Ascomycota; Eurotiomycetes; Eurotiales; Aspergillaceae. The transcript is spliced from 2 exons. Bases 66 to 278 code for a protein of 70 amino acids. The record is from RefSeq and is a predicted model, not a curated record.
CAGGGCACAAGCCGGGAGACUUAGCUCCAAUAUUCGUCAAAACUGAUGGGUAUAGUGCCAGCUACAUGCAGGCUAAGAUCAAAUACGGCAGAUUGGACAUACUGGUUAAUAGUGCUGGCGUUGCAUUAGCGCCUGCUUGUCUCCAUCCGAUGAUCCACGAGAUAGAUGAAUAUGUAUGGAAUAUUAUUAUGCAAAUUAAUGCAAUGUCAGUCUUGGCUGCAGAUACUAGAUCAAGUGACCCGUCCACCUGGAGAUCGGGGCUGGGAGAUCGGGGCUAG